AAAAAGUUUUGCCAUCUGUCUUGGAUUACCUCCUCUAUUAAACUCUUCCACUCCCACCACACCUCGCGUCGAGCACCUGGCAAUGCCUGCUUCCGCCCCGUCCUCCACCUCCCAGAUGCGCCCAAACCGCCUCCUUUCUUACUAGAGCCCACCCGCUGCCGCAUCCCCAAGUCACACGAACCCACCCACCCACCUCGCUUUCGCGCCGCACGCAUCUCGCGCUCGCCGGUUCUUGGUGCCGCCGUCUCUUGGCCCGUCGAAUCCAGGUGACUCGCGGCCCCGUCGCGCCGCUAGGAUCCAGGUCGUGAACAAUGGCGCCAGCGGUGGCACCACCGCUGUGCACCUGGCUCGUCGCCGCCUGCCUGUCCGCGGCCUGCGGCGCUGGCGAGAAGGAGAAGCAGCGGAGGCACGGCAGCGGCGGCAGCGUCAGGGGACUGUUCGGCUCGCGCCGCCGCCUCCGUGCUGGCCGCCGCGGCGGGGCGCGCUCUGGAAUGGCCAUGGCUGUUACUUUGCAUCCUGAAAGAGGAGCUGUGGAAAACAAGAAAAAUGAUAUCAAACAAAGGAGGGUGGUUGUCACUGGCAUGGGUGUAGUGACGCCAUUAGGCCAUGAUCCUGAUGAAUUCUACAAUAACCUUCUACAGGGUCUCAGUGGAAUAAGUGAGAUAGAGGCAUUCGACUGCUCUAACUAUCCCACGAGAAUUGCAGGAGAAAUCAAAUCAUUUUCAACAGAUGGUUGGGUUGCACCAAAGCUAGCUAAGCGAAUGGACAAGUUCAUGCAAUACUUGAUAACUGCUGGAAAGAAAGCAUUGGAAAAUGCUGGAAUCACUGAAGAAAUCAUGAAUGAGUUGGAAAAAUCAAGAUGUGGGGUUCUCAUUGGGUCUGCUAUGGGUGGCAUGAAGGUUUUUAGUGAUGCGAUUGAAGCAUUGAGAGUCUCCUACAAGAAGAUAAACCCGUUUUGUGUACCUUUUGCUACAACAAACAUGGGUUCUGCAAUACUUGCUAUGGAUCUGGGGUGGAUGGGCCCAAACUACUCUAUCUCUACUGCUUGUGCUACAAGUAACUUCUGCAUUUUGAAUGCAGCUAAUCAUAUCAGACAAGGAGAAGCUGAAGUGAUGCUCUGUGGUGGUUCUGAUGCACCAAUAAUCCCAAUUGGAUUGGGAGGUUUUGUGGCCUGUAGAGCUCUUUCACAGAGAAACAGCGAUCCAACAAAAGCUUCUCGGCCUUGGGAUGUGGAUCGCGAUGGAUUUGUCAUGGGAGAAGGGGCUGGUGUGCUUGUUUUGGAAGAACUUGAGCAUGCAAAGCAAAGAGGUGCGGAAAUAUAUGCAGAAUUUCUGGGAGGAAGCUUCACAUGUGAUGCAUACCACAUGACAGAGCCACAUCCUGAAGGGAGAGGGGUUAUUCUUUGUAUUGAAAAAGCAUUAGAAGAUGCAGGAGUAACGAAGGAAGACAUUAACUAUAUAAAUGCCCAUGCAACAUCUACACAGAUGGGUGAUUUGAAGGAAUUUGAAGCUCUCAUCCGUUGUUUUGGCCAGAAUCCUCAGCUAAGAGUGAACUCAACGAAGUCAAUGACAGGCCAUCUGCUAGGAGCUGCAGGUGGAAUAGAAGCUGUCGCUGUUAUACAAGCUAUAAGAACAGGUUGGAUCCAUCCAAAUAUCAAUUUAGAUAACCCGGAAAAAAAUGUGGAUGUCAGAAUGCUAGUGGGUCCACAGAAGGAGAGAUGUGAUGUGAAGGUGGCAUUGUCGAAUUCAUUUGGUUUUGGUGGGCACAACUCAUCAAUUUUGUUUGCGCCCCUCAAGUGAUCUCUGUUGAUGAUUUGCUUUCUUGUGGUUGGUACACAUCAGGGAAUCGGUACCUUUUAUAAGGCUACCAGGCUCAGCGACUUUUCCUGUACUGCAAAAUUUACAAAGAAAUCCAAGCACAGUACAAUAUAUUGCCAUACAACCGAAAGAUAGCAAUUGAGUUCAUUUGUAAUAGAGAAUUAAAAAAUUCCAAGGGGGGGGGGGGGGAGGGGGCGUUGAGAUGUUCCAUGUGCCCGUUGGUCCAUUUUAUUUGUUCGGAUGCUUAUUGUACUUGUCAUACAGGAACGUUAUUUGGACCGGUAUUUUUGGUGUAGCCGUGUGCCCGACAGAUACAGUACUUUUCUUAUAUAUUCAGUACAAACUGAUCCCUUUGUCGAGCACGCAGGUGCUAUGGUUUUAGUUGUUUGGUUUUGUAAUGUGUAAUGAGCUAUUGCGACGUGAGUACUGAGUUGCUAUUUUGAUUUCUAUUCGGUAUGAGUCUGCUUACA
Molecule: messenger RNA, 2287 nt
Organism: Phragmites australis (common reed)
Lineage: Eukaryota; Viridiplantae; Streptophyta; Magnoliopsida; Poales; Poaceae
Product: 3-oxoacyl-[acyl-carrier-protein] synthase II, chloroplastic-like
Exons: 13
Coding region: 312-1799 (495 amino acids)
Biological process (GO): fatty acid biosynthetic process
Molecular function (GO): 3-oxoacyl-[acyl-carrier-protein] synthase activity
Source: RefSeq, a predicted model, not a curated record